Molecule: messenger RNA, 745 nt
Organism: Meira miltonrushii
Lineage: Eukaryota; Fungi; Basidiomycota; Exobasidiomycetes; Exobasidiales; Brachybasidiaceae
Exons: 1
Coding region: 294-731 (145 amino acids)
Source: RefSeq, a predicted model, not a curated record
UGAAAUUAAAGCUGAGUCCGGCAAAGACAAAUGAGAUGUUUAUUAACGUCUUGUUUGCUGAGCCGUCCGCUCAAGGGCUCAAUUCUUGUGAUCUCAUGGGACAAAAUUAUUUCAUACGCAAACUGACACCGCUUCCUAUAGUAAAGCCGGGAUCAUAUGAUUAAGCUUUUAAAACCGAAUAUUGAUGAGAUAUUCAGACUGUUAAAUAAGUGUCCAGUCAUGUAUCUGAUAUCUUCAUAUAUUCAUUCUUCCCAUUCCCAUUUACCAAUCCCGUCUCCUUCCCAUAAAGCAUCAUGUCAACUCUUUUAGACUUCCUCUUUGUCACGGCAUUUGCUUAUUUCAUGCUUCUGCAACCGGGGCGAGCAGUACCUGUGCAAGUUGCAUCUAUUGCAAUGCCCCAAACAAUCCAAAACACAGCAUUUUCUCAUAACAUGCAAAUGGCACACUUUGAUAAACAAAAGCGUGCGAUCACCAAGAAUCAAAUCAUUUAUCCAUUCAAACAAGUAGCAAACAAAGCUCAACGAUUUCGUUUUGCAACAAAGGAAAAGUACUUUGAGCUAAGAUCUGGUAUGAAAUUUGCUCUUGGUUGGCAUGAAGAAGGACGUAUGUUUCAAGCCAAAGCUGAUGAAGUAGCAGAAAAAUACAAUAAUUUGUACGAAGUGGCUAGAAAACGAAGAGAAGAUCUGAUCGAAGAGAAACAGAAGGCAAACAACAAAAAAAGAAAAACAUAAAAAGAUAGAACUGC